AUGGAAGAAAUCCAUCAAGAAAUGCAGCUACUCUCUUUCACCGCCCCUCCACCACCACCACCACCACCACCACCACCAUCAGACCUUCGGUUCGAAAACUUUCACGGCCCAUCACUCGACCUCCAACUCUCCAUCAGCCUCAGUACUCCUAUCCAAGAUAAUAAUAAUUAUAACAACAAAAACAACAAUAUCGACAAUGAUAAUUAUCGUGAGAUCGAAACCCUGAAAUGGGAGGCUGCGCAGCAAAUACGGCUGGCGGCAGUCGAGAGAGCAUACGCUGAGCGCAUGAUGGAGAUGGCAAGGAAAGAGAUGGAGACGGCCCGUUCUGAGUUCGCAAGGGCCCGAAGCCUUUGGGAGAGGGCCCGGGAUGAGGUCGACAAGGCCCAGAGGAUGAAGGAGAGGGCUUUUCGGGUUUCCAAGGAUUCCAUGUGCAUGGAGGUCACUUGUUGUUGCUGUAGCCAGAAAUUUAGGCCUUAA
Molecule: messenger RNA, 477 nt
Organism: Striga asiatica
Lineage: Eukaryota; Viridiplantae; Streptophyta; Magnoliopsida; Lamiales; Orobanchaceae
Source: the annotation of a GenBank genome assembly